CGUCAAUUUAUGAACCAAAUCAAAAUCAUCACAUCGCACAAUUUUCUUUGUUUUGAUGUGCUAAACACUUUUAAACUAGUGAACCCAGCCUUUUAUUUUUAAAGAAAUCAAAUAUAUUGUGAUAUAAUCAUGCUUAAGUUUGAAAUAGUAUCAUCGAGGACGGUUGACGGUGCUGAAAGUGAGAAGAAAUUCGUUGCUUACAUGUUACAAGUGAGGCAAGAUUCUACAGUGAACGACCCAGACCCUGCAAACGUCGAGCGACGAUACACCCACUUCUGUGAUCUCUACAAUGGCUUGAAGAAAGAGUUUCCGAAGGAACUCAGUGCUAUCUCAUUUCCUAGAAAGAUAGUGAUGGGUAAUUUCGACCCUAGCAUAAUAUCAACAAGAUGCACAGCAUUUGAGUCAUUGUUGACAUUAAUAUCUAAUGAAUCAAGGCUCCGUGAGUCACCGUCAGCCAUCGCCUUCUUCCAAGAUGUGGAGCUAAAUGAAGCUAGACGAAAGCUGGAUGAGGGAAAAUAUGACCAAGCUCUGUUCCUGUUAGAAAUGAGUUUUAAAUUAUUAAAUAAGGUGUACACAGAUAGAUCGCGGGUAGUCCUCAGCGCUCUGUGCCGGGUGGUGGCGUGCGCGAGCUGCGGGGAGGGCAACCUUGCCGCCCCGGUGGAACGCUGGGCUCAGCUUGCUCUACGUAGAUACGAGGCUGUCAGUGACUCCGACUUACUGCUGGUUUACAUUCCUCUAUUGCAUAGCUGUAUUUCUAUAUGGGAAACCCUCGGGCGAGACAAGUCGAAGCUGGUAGAAGAGCUGAAUGCCAUGAGGAAGCGCGGCAUGAAGGUGGACUCCGUGCCCGGCCUCAUGGAGGCCGUGGACCAGCUCAACGGCGCUGCUUAGUGAAUAGUACAGCUGCUUUAAUAACUCACUAUAACAAUGAUGCCUAGUUUCACCAUACUCGGUUAGAGCAUAACCAGGUAUUAGUGGUUGACUUUUGACACAUCUG
This is a messenger RNA of Plutella xylostella (diamondback moth), 994 nucleotides long. RefSeq names its product Sorting nexin 21 (gene Snx21). Lineage: Eukaryota; Metazoa; Arthropoda; Insecta; Lepidoptera; Plutellidae. Gene Ontology annotation, cellular component: early endosome membrane. Gene Ontology annotation, molecular function: phosphatidylinositol phosphate binding. Gene Ontology annotation, biological process: protein transport. The record is from RefSeq and is a predicted model, not a curated record.